Messenger RNA from Neurospora tetraspora, 421 nucleotides. RefSeq lists its product as uncharacterized. The coding region runs from base 1 to 396 and encodes 131 amino acids. The transcript has 4 exons. Lineage: Eukaryota; Fungi; Ascomycota; Sordariomycetes; Sordariales; Sordariaceae. The record is from RefSeq and is a predicted model, not a curated record.
AUGCAGUCUUUCAUCAAAGAAGCAAGCGUCAAGUCUAGCGACGUGUUCAAACUCACCGCCAUCAAGGUUCACAUCGCGGGGUUUUCAACAUCAAAAACGCGACCGGUCCCAAGCUUCCCUCCCAACUCCCCAGGCAACGCAGCCGUUGCCGGCUGGUUCUCGGACUCGAACCAAGGAAAGUUCGAUGCCGAGGAGCUGGAGAAGGCCUCUCCCGACCAGUUCCUGGGCGCUGGCUUCCUAUCUACCACUCGCCCGAGCCUUUUCAGGAAGAACAAAAAGCGCUUCGACGACUUGGAGAGGAAGGAUGACAUCCUUGUGCGUGGCUGGUCCAUGCCGAUGACCGAGGAAACCCGGGCGACUAUCAUCAAGGAGCUCGAAAACUAUCGUAGGGCUUAGGAAGCAAGGUGAGCGGCGAGCGAGG